AUCAUGGAUUAAGACUCCAAAAUAUUUUCCCUUUUAUUAUAUAUUCUCAAAUCCUUCUCCUUUUCUCUCUCAAUUCUAUCCUCUCUUCAUUUUUCACUCCACUAUUUUCCACCCAAAUUCCCUUUCCUUUUUUUCUCUCUUCUCUCAUCCAAAAUGUGGCCAGAAUGGAUAAGUUCACGGCGUCACCGCCGCGAUUCGCCACCACUGUCACGUUCACAUUCUCUAUCUCGCUCCGUGGACUUCUCUUGUUCAUCUUUCAAAGACAUUCAUACCAUUCUCAAAGACAAACCCGAUCCAGAGCCAAACAGUCCGAAAUCUCCUUCGUUAUUCCGUCGAGUCCGCAUCUCCACCUCCGUCCUCCGCGCCUUAGCCGCCUCACACACCGCUCUCCCACCGUCUCCCAAACACGAACUAUCUCCAUCUCCAUGCCUCGACCAGCGUAUAGUCGUCUACUACACAAGCCUCCGCAUCGUCCGCCGCACCUUCGAAGACUGCCGCGCCGUCCGAUCAAUUCUCCGAUGCUUCCGCGCCGCGAUCGACGAGCGCGACGUUUCGCUCGACGAUCGGUUCCGCGACGAGCUGCACGAGAUUCUAGGUCGGAAAAACGUGACGCUCCCUAGGGUUUUCAUCGGCGGUGUUUACAUCGGCGGCGUGGAGGAGGUUAAGCAGAUGCUGGAGAACGGUAAACUGAACCGUUUGAUCGAACGGUUACCGAAGAGUAAUCAGAUUGGUUGUGAUUGCUGUGGAGGGUUCAGAUUUGUAAUGUGUGAUGAGUGUAACGGAAGUCAUAAAGUGUUUACGGAGAAAAGUGGUUUUAGAAGCUGUUUAUCUUGCAAUUCUAACGGCUUGAUUAGGUGCCCUGCAUGUUUCUUCGUGCUGCCGCGACACACCAAAUUGAUUGCUUAGUUUUUCAGUUAGUUACAGCUCACAAACAACUCAGCAAAUAGAAUCAAAUCAAAUAACUGAAAGAAAAAAACUUAGGUUUUAAUAUUUUGUAUAUAGUCUCAGCAAGUCUGAAAUCUCCAAAUUUUAGGGAUUUUAAGUAUCUGAAAUUAAAGAGUAUGUCGUUGUAAUCAAAUAUUCAGAAACAUAUACAUACUCUGCUCUCCUAGUAGUAUUAAUGACAA
Vicia villosa (hairy vetch) is the source of this 1127-nucleotide messenger RNA. RefSeq lists its product as uncharacterized. Bases 154 to 906 code for a protein of 250 amino acids. The record is from RefSeq and is a predicted model, not a curated record. The transcript has a single exon. NCBI's taxonomy places the organism in Eukaryota, Viridiplantae, Streptophyta, Magnoliopsida, Fabales, Fabaceae.